Astyanax mexicanus (Mexican tetra) is the source of this 7199-nucleotide messenger RNA. RefSeq names its product connector enhancer of kinase suppressor of ras 2. Lineage: Eukaryota; Metazoa; Chordata; Actinopteri; Characiformes; Acestrorhamphidae. Gene Ontology annotation, biological process: regulation of signal transduction. Bases 210 to 3275 code for a protein of 1021 amino acids. Gene Ontology annotation, cellular component: membrane; cytoplasm. The transcript is spliced from 23 exons. Gene Ontology annotation, molecular function: protein binding. The record is from RefSeq and is a predicted model, not a curated record.
GUGUCUCUUCGUCGCAGUCCUUCCGCGGGACGCGCCGUAACGGAGCUGCACGUGCUCUGUUUUUGCCUCGGACCGUGAGGGGCAGCACACCCCUCUAAUACCCCAUUCUCUGUUACCCUUCUGACUGCCAUCCCCUCGCACCCCCCACGCCCACCUGAGUGCUCCUCUGGGUGUCGGAUGAUCUGCGUGGACGCUGAAGGCGCGCGGCCAUGGCGCUGGUGAUGGAGCCCAUCAGCAAAUGGAGCCCGCGGCAGGUGCUGGAGUGGAUGAAGGGUCUGGAUGACUGUUUGCUGCAGUAUGUUCGGACGUUUGAGAGAGAAAGGAUUUCAGGGGAGCAGCUCCUGCACAUCACCCAUCAAGAGCUGGAGGAGCUGGGGGUCACUCGAAUAGGUCAUCAGGAGCUCAUUCUGGAGGCAGUGGACCUGCUCUGUGCACUGAACUAUGGUCUCGAGACAGAGAAUCUCCGCUCUCUCUCCCAUAAACUCAACGCUUCAGCCAAGAACCUUCAGAACUUCAUCACUGGCCGUCGCCGUGGGGGUCACUAUGAUGGUCGAGUGUCACGACGACUACCCAAUGACUUCCUCACAUCUGUGGUUGAUCUAAUAGGAGCAGCAAAGAACUUACUAGCCUGGCUGGACAGGUCACCGUUUGUCAGUGUGACUGAAUAUUCGGUACUGAAGAACAACAUUGUCCAACUCUGUCUCGAGUUAACCACCAUAGUACAACAGGACUGUACUGUGUAUGAAACAGAAAACAAGAUACUACAUGUGUGUAAGACUCUAUCUGGUAUCUGUGAACACAUCAUAUCUCUGUCGUCUGAUUCGUUGGUUUCGCAGUCUGCCCACCUGGAGGUCGUUCACCUGACCAAUGUCAUGCCCAAUGAAGGCCUAGGGAUGUAUAUUAAGUCCACCUAUGAUGGUCUCCAUGUUAUAACAGGCACUACAGAGAAUUCUCCUGCUGACCUGUGUAAGAAGAUUCAUGCAGGUGAUGAGGUCAUUCAAGUGAACCAUCAGACUGUGGUUGGGUGGCAGUUAAAGAAUCUGGUGAAUUCUCUCCGUGAAGAUCCGAGUGGGGUCAUCCUCACGCUGAAGAAACGGCCUCAGAACGCACUCAGCUCCACCUCCGGCCUGCUCAAGAACACUCGCUGGAAACCCCUCGCUCUUCAGCCGCUCUCCACCAGUCCAUGCAGUGAGUCACCUACACCACCCAGUACACUGGUGUCCCUUGGUGUGUCACCUGGUUUGGACACACCGGCAGGACAUGAUGUGUUCAUACUGUCCCCUGUCUAUGGACACAGGGAGGAUGAGUCAGAGCGGGUGAGUUUUGGUGUGUUUGGUUCGGAGUCUCCAGGCUUUUAUAUGGAUCAGGAAGGGCUGGUCGGGCCUCACUUUCCUCUCCUGGAGGACGACACAGGCAGAAACGCUGGUAUUAGACGCAGAGAUCGGACCCCUACACGCAACGACCCCAGGCAAAUCUCUAUGGCAACGGAGUGGCUUGCAGAGCCUCAAGAAUCAGGAGUUUAUAAGCGAGGAAGCAGAGAUUCUGACUCUUCCCUCCUGCGGUUCCUGAGUGACGACAGGAUCCUGGUCUUACAGGAAGAGGCGGAGUAUUCCCAGCGCGACACAAGCCGGCGAACCAGGAAGAAGAGCCGCAAUCCCAGUAGCCCCAGCUUUCCCAUCAGUCCAUCCAUGCUGGCCCCACCUGUGCUGCUGGACUCAGUACCCCAGGACGGGCUGCCGUACCCUGUCCCUGAUUCGAACACCAUGCCGCACUAUCACAGGGCCACAGACACACUGCGGGCAGACACAGAGAGGUAUGCCAGUUCUGCAGGUGAUAGACAAGCAGGAGCAUCCAUGAGGAAGUCUGUGCAUUAUGCCUCUUUAAGGACCAAGACCAAGAAGAAAAACAGAGGGUCUCAGAGUAACUCGAGUCGGAGGCGUAUAGCCUGUAAGGAUCUGGGUCAUGGAGACUGUGAGGGUUGGCUGUGGAAGAAAAAGGACGCCUCCGGAUACUUCACUCAAAAGUGGAAGAAGUACUGGUUCGUCCUCAAAGACUCUGACCUCUACUGGUACACCAACCAGAACGACGAGAAGGCUGAAGGGUUCAUCAGUUUGCCAGAGUUCAGGAUUGACAGAGCAAUCGAAUGCAGGAGGAAACAUGCCUUCAAAGCCUGCCAUCCUAAAAUUAAAAGCUUCUUCUUUGCGACCGACCACUUGGAAGAGAUGAACAGGUGGAUGAAUCGCUUGGGCUUGGCUGCAAUUGGCUACACCCCAGAUGACCCAGUGCCACGUCCAGAUGAAGAUUACUGGAGUGAGAGUGAUCAGGAGGAGAUGGAUGGAUCUAUGACACUCAAACAGGAGUCAACCUACCACCGCAAUCCAUCAGCAAGUUCAACCAGCCCUUUUGCAGAACGACACUUCUCCAGUGGCUCCACCUUCUCACACUCAUCUGCGGAGGACUCGCACUCAUCCUGUCGCUCCACCCAUCGCGAGCGCCGUUCCUGGCAGGACCUGAUUGAAACACCUGUGGGCAGCUCGGGCCUUCACUACCUCCAGACGGUAGGGGGCGGUGCUGUGGGCGAGGGGCGGAGCAUGCAACUGUCACCCGAGAGGCUUCGGCAGGCUACUCUUCCAGCCCGCCGUCGCCGAUGCCCACCUGAGCGAGAUGGUCCUUUUCCACUGACGGACAGUGAAGAGCCUCGUCCACGGCACAACCACGUUCACAAACAGAGGAGCCAGAGCCUCCCGCGGAACCGUGGGGUCCUGCACACACAUACUGGGCAUGCACACGGGCAUGGAACUCUCCGUCCCCGGACACGUCUCCAUGAGGAAGAGGAGGACGAAGAGGAAGAGGAGGAAGGUUUGCAUGAAUCUCAGCAGCUGGACCCACUGGAGGAGCUUUACCGAUCUUUGGAACAGGCUAGUGUGUCUGCCUUUGGCCAACAGCGGCCCUCUACGCGGCAGGAGUUUCGACGCUCCUUUGUUAAACGCAGCAACGACCCAGCCACGAAUGAGAGGCUUCACCGCAUUCGAGCUCUGCGCUCCACACUGAAGGCUAAAGAAGGAGAUCUGGCUGCGAUCGUUCAGGUGCUGGACGACCCCUGUCUGACCUCACGAAAGUUACGAGAGUGGAAGCAGAGGAACCAUGAGCUCUUCCUGGACAUCUGCGAGUUUAGCUCUGCCCCUCUUGAACCGUCCACCGAUCCCAAUGACCUCUCACCUCUCUCCCCAACACUGUUGAUGCACACGCACUCCUUUAUAGAGACUCACGUCUGAAACAUGCACACACACACACUGUCACAUACAUACACACACAAACACACACACUUUAAUACAGAGAGAAGUAUCUUUUGAUUCAUGCAAACAUACUCACCCAUUUAUUCACUAAUGGACAGAGACACAUAGCUAGAUUUGUGGAGGAAAUAUCACACACAGACACAAACAUGCACACACACAUGCAAGAUAACAUGAAUGAAACACUGUGCAAUCACUGUGGGACCCCCUUAAUCUUUACUGCCCGUCCUUGACCAUAACUGACCACUAAGUGAGCCAGUCCACUGUAAAGUAACUCUUAAGGCAUUUUGUGAAAGACUCUGCUCUGUGCGGGUGAACACUGGACAAACACAUACACACAAAUACCAAUGGGCACCUCUUCACCAGUCCAUCUUAGCUGACUACAACUAUAAAGACACCAUGCAAAAGAAAAAUAAAAUCUUUUUUUUUGUUUAUUUGUUUUUGUUUAUAGUCUUUUCCCUUUUCUUUGUUUAAAAACCCAGUGUUUUUCUAUUUACUAUAAUAUUGCAUUUUUUUUUUAUGAAUUUGUUUGUUUGUUUGUUUGUUUAUCUCCUUCCCUCAGAAUGCUGCAGGAAGAGCGCUCAUGUAGCCAUGGGCAACGGGCUUCACUCUGUUACCAAGCAACACCGCCCUACUGUGUCAACUCUGUACGACUCUCAGAGCAUGCAAGACUGCGUGAACGCGCACGAGAGUGCGAGUGUGUGUGAGCGAGCGAGAGCGCGAGAUAGAAAGCGAGAAAGAGAAAGAGAAAGAAAGAAUGUGAAAGACUAAAUAAGAUUAGUAUUUCCUGUGCAUUGUGAUGUAGGAAUGGCCGGAUCUCGCGGCAGCCAAUGACGCGUCUGUAAUUUGAAUGAUACUCGGGAUCUUUAGGAUAUUUAGACUAUAGCUAAACUCCUGCAUGGUUUAAUGAUAUAUUACUAUAUUACCAAAAUGGGCUGAUGAAAAGUAUGUAUAUAAGAAAAUAUCCUUUGCCUAGCUGCAUCCUCUGUUGAAAACUGUGAACUUUAAUUGUGAAUGCAAUCUUCUGGCCCUGCAAAGACAGAAGCUUUCUACUUCAAUAUUUUUUUUUCUAAAAAAAAAAAAACUAAAAGAAAGAAAAAGGAAAAAAAGGAAGACAAACACAAAAAGCUUUGCUUAUCUGGUAUUCUGACUGUUUUUUUGCUUGGGGUCAGCCCAGCAGCUGACUAUUACCUCCUAACCCAGUGGUCACCGACCCUGCAUCUGGAGAUCUACUUUCUGUCCGAUUUUAGCUCCAACCUCUACCCUCGCCUCCUUACCUUCUCAUCUUGCCUUCAUAAGGGCUUGAUUAGCUAACUGUGGGGUUUUACAUUCAGUCUGUCCCAUGACCAUUAGAUCUAGGUCUACAGUUUGGCCCAUAAAUGUCAAAGGUCAAACAAUGAUAACUUUUGUUAGCGCCCCCACAAUGGAAUUUUAUUAUAAUAUGUUAAAAUAUUAUUAAAUAUGUUAGAGCUGAGCUAGCACUAGUGCCAGUGAACAAAUUUUCUGUUCUAGAUUAAAUACACACAUUUGAAGCUUGUGAAAGACAUCAUGGGUGUUUAAAUAUAGAUUUACAGCAAGUAUUUAGAUACAGAGUUGUAGCACAGAGCUAACACUGCUGUUUUUCAUCACUAACAGCACACAUUUCCACUCAUGAACACAUUCAUAUCCGGGCACGUGCAGAGGGGGGGAGGGGGGGAGGGCGGACGUUGAUUGAGCACCUGCCCGUUUGCGUCUUAGUGCCAUUACUGCCCCCAAAGUGCCCCCCCUUCUCACUUGAUAUAUUCCGCCAGCAACCAUCCACAACCCCCCCCUUCCGGUUUUGUAAAUCUUUGAGUAAAAAAGGCAUUGUUGUUUUAUAAAGUACAGACAACAAUUGUCGCAAAUUCCAAGUAAUAAUAUUGUAAUUUAGAGCAUUUAUUUGCAGAAAAUGAAACUCAUAAUUAUUAAGUGGUCUCUCAUAUUUUCCAGAGCUCUAUAUUGCCGAACAUAUUCGCUCACCCAUCUAAAUCAUUAAACUCAGAUUCCAAUCACUUCCAUGGCCACGGCUGUAUAAUGUGUCUAGGCAUGCAGACUGCUUCUACAAUCAUUAGUGAAAAAAGGGAGCUCAGUGAUUUCCAGUGUGGUACUGUGAUAGGAAGCAGCACCUGUGCAACAAGUGUAGUCAUGAAAUAUCCCCACUACUAAAUACUCCACAGUCAACUGUCAGUUAUAUUAUAACAAAGUGGUAGCGACUGGAAACGAAAUCAACUCGCUCUGCCUGUGUAAAAUAACAGAGCGGAGUCAGUGGAUACUGAUGCACAUAGUGAGCAGAGAUCACCAACUUUCUGCAGAUUCAAUGACUACAGACUUCCAAACUUGAUGUGAAUAAUAAAGUGUAUAGAUCCUUAAACACAAAGCAGGUGAACAGAUGCUUUUGGCAAUAUGGUGUUUACAAAAAAAAUUACAAAAAGUAUGUUUCUAUAUCAGAUGGAAAAAAAGUCCCUGGCAUGUUAGUCAAUGCAGACACAUAGAAAAAUAAUUAAUAUGAAUUUGAAAUGUCAGAUUAUUCUUUCAUUUGCCAGAACUCAUCAAGGCCUUAAUACAUCCAGCACAUUUUCAAGGAUUCCCUGCUUUAACACACCCAUGCAAGGGCUUGUUAAUGAUCAAAUUAGUUGAAUUAGGGAACACCAUACAUUUGCAGGGUAGAGAGUGAUGGGACUAGGAUUGACGAACCCUGCUCUAAUGGUUCCUCUCUGGUUAGAUUUGUGUUGGAGAUAUAACUUGCAGAAAGAUAGAUCUCCAGGAGGAGGGUUAGUGGCCAUCGUCUAAAGCUAUGGGUUAUAUUCAGGUUGGGGAUUUUUUCAUUCCUUAUUGUCUUAUGCACUUCCUGUGUCAGAGUUCAAGAAUCCUGGCUGAGAAUUUUACAUCCAGGAUCGGGUUCGAAAUUCUCGGCUCGCGUUUGUAUCUGAGGUUUGGGGACGAGCUUUACAGCAACCCGACAGGUGUAUGUUUAACCCUCAGAUGUUUGAGUUAAUAGUGUAAUUUUUAUAUAUUGGUUCAUUUUAUUCUAUUCAGUAUGGGCUGGUUUGAGUUAUUUUUAGAAGUAGAACACUGAUACACAUUGAUAGUUUGGUGUCAAGUGUUUAUUAGAGCAUAUCGUCUUUGACAUACAAACCACAACAUGGUUGUGCUGUUCCUUUUUUAAUGAACCAAGAGUUGAAAGUAAUUAUGUAAAAGUGCACCAUGCUUGUGUUGCUGCUGCCUGUUGCUACAGUGUCUGAGGGUUAGACACUCCACAUGUCGAGCUAACUUGUGGCCUGGAGCUUGGCGUGUUGAUUGACAGUGUGUUUUACAGACAGUGUUCACAUGUUCUGUUCUAUUCUAUUCACUUGCAUUAUUUUCGACUGUGAAUAGGACUGUGGUGGGAUGUAUUUUAAUUGAGUAGAAUGUAAUUAUUUUGUAAUAGUCUGUAAAUUGUACAGCUUACCAGAAACAAACCCCAACACACACAUCAAUUUGUUUUCUGUUUUCUUUUAUAAUUCCACUGGUGUGUGUGUGCACGACAGAGAGACGUGUGUCUAGUGUGUGUAAGCAUAUAUCUAUGCUUGUGUGAGUGAGUAUAUCUUUAUUUGUAUGUGUGCCAGUGUGUGUGUUUGUGUGUCUGUCUGGGCUUCACUGUGGUUUUGGGCGCGUAUCGGCUGCCCUAUUCCUCGGCGCUGCUGAGCGAAGAACUUUUAAAAAUGUACAUUAUGCUUUGUUUUUUUCUUGACAUGUACGUCCCACCCUUCCCUGCUCUCAACAACCAAUCAUGUCACUCCACUGCAGGCUCUUUUUUUCCUAUAUAUACAUAUACAAAAUAUAUAAAUAUAUAUAUAUAUAUAUGAUAAAGAUUGUAAAAUGUAAAACUAAUAAAUUAAGUUCUCUGCA